This is a messenger RNA of Nelumbo nucifera (sacred lotus), 1176 nucleotides long. RefSeq lists its product as uncharacterized. The record is from RefSeq and is a predicted model, not a curated record. NCBI's taxonomy places the organism in Eukaryota, Viridiplantae, Streptophyta, Magnoliopsida, Proteales, Nelumbonaceae.
AUGAGUAGCAAGAUGAGCAGCCAGGAUGAGGCCCAGAGAAGGAUGGAAGCUAAAUUUGAUCAAAUUGCAAAGAACCAUUUGUCUUCAAUUCACAACUUGGAGGUGCAGAUAGGCCAACUAGUCAAUGCUGUUUCAGCUAGGAACCAAGGUAACUUACCAAGCAAUACUGAGACUAAUCCAAGGGAGCAGCUUAAAGAAAUUUCACUAAGGAGCGGGAAAGUGCUAGAGCCAAAGCAAGAUGUGCAAAGUAAGAGAACAGGUACAGAUGUUGAGGGUCCUUUAUCAACCAAUGCUAAAAUCUAUGAUGAAGGAACCAAUGAUGAGUCAGAGGAGAACCAAGGUGACAAGGAAAAUCACUCUAAUGCCCAACCUUCAUCCUAUGUUACACGAAUCCCAUUUCCUCAAAGACUGAAGAAGCAGCAGACUGAACAACAAUUUUCCAAAUUUUUGGAUAUUUUUAAGAAGCUGCAAAUCAAUAUUCCUUUUGCUGAGGCUCUAGCCCAAAUGCCUCAAUAUGCUAAAUUUUUGAAGGAGAUCAUCACUAAUAGGAGGAGAUGGGAGGAUGACCAAACUGUAUCAUUGACUGAAAAGUGCAGUUCAAUCAUUACCAGCAAAAUGCCUACCAAAUUAAAAGACCCAAGGAGUUUUACAAUUCCAUGUGUUGUUGGUAGCAUUGAGUUUCCUAAGUGUUUGUGUGAUUUAGGUUCUAGCAUUAAUUUGAUGCCUUUGUCUAUUUUCAGGAAACUUGGUAUUGGAGAAGUGAAACCUACCUUGAUGACUUUGCAGUUGGUGGAUCAUUCCAUCAAGAAACCUCAUGGCGUGGUUGAGGAUGUACUUGUGAAAGUGGACAAGUUCAUAUUUCUUUUGGACUUUGUUGUGCUAGAUUUUGAGGAGGAUCAUGAUUGCACCUUGAUCCUUGGCAGACCGUUUCUAAACACAGGGAAAGCUUUGGUUGAUGUGUAUGAAGGGAAAUUGACCCUUCAAAUUGGUGAUGACAAAGUUGAGUUUAACAUGUCCAAGGCUAUGAAACAUCCUAUGGAGGAAGAACUUUGUAUGAGAAUUGAUGUGAUUGAUUCAUGUGUGAAAGAAGUAUGUCAAGUUAGUGAGGUAGAACAAGAUUUUGAAGAUGAUGCAGUGGAUGGAAAUGCUUGUGACACUGAACCUUUUGCUAAGUGA